AUGGUCUCGCUGUGGGGUUCGAAGAACAAUGAUGAUGAGCAGCCCGACGAUGGCUCUACCACGCCGAGAGGCUCGACCGAGGACACCAGACGUCCUCCGUCCAGACGUUCCUACGAGCGAAGGGAGCGCGAAGCAGAUGAGAGAACCAGACUCUUGCCCGCUCAACCUCGUCCCCCUCACUCGGAUGGCUACCUGGACCCCGAUGACCCGGCUGUAAGCCAGCUCUUUCUACUCUGUUACCAUGGCGCUAGACUGACAAGCAUANNGGUCUCUCCCUACAACCUCUGGACCGUCCGCUUCCUGAGAUACAUCACCGUUCUCUUCUUCCUUAUCAACUUCAUCUGGUGGAUCCUGCUCUUUGUGAGCAUCUUCGUCUCUCCUCCUGGUCUGCACACCAGAGGUUCCGGUUUCUUCGACUUUUCCUACACCACCCUCACCGCUGGUAACCUCCUGGUCGCCAUCCUCUUCUUUGCUGCCCCCUCCAAGGGCAUGCGCAUCACCAUGGGCAUCAUCACUUCCAUUCUGGCCAUUGACUUGAUCAUGAUCCUCGCCAUCCCUCGCCUGAGGGUUGAGGAGGGUUGGCCGGGUAUCGCCUCGAUUGCCUGGGCUACUCUUAUCGGUCUUUGGUGUGUCAUUACCGACAGAGUCGUGGCUUGGGGCAAGAAGGAAGAGGAAGAGCGUCUUACUGGUCGCGCCGAGACACGCAGAACAUUGCGCGAGUGGUUGGCCGUUUCCCUGGCCACCUUCAUCCUCAUCAUCUACGCCAUCAUCGCCGUCCUCAUGACUGCGACUCUUGUUCUGCGUGCCUGGGACGCUACCCUCCCCAUGGAUGGCGAGCGUUACUACGUGGAUGGCGAUAAGUACCAAGUCCACCUGGCCUGCCUGGGCAACGUUACUUACAGCGCUGAUGGUGUCGCUAACCCCACUCUUCUGCUCGAGGCUGGCGAGGUGCCUUCGGAGUACGACUUUGAGCACUGGGCCUAUGCUGCAUGGAAGAAUGGCACUAUCGACCGUUACUGCUACUGGGAUCGUCCUGGCUACGCUUGGUCUGACAGCGCUCCCAGCCCUCACAGUGCUGGCAUGUCCGCUGAUGCUCUGUCCGAGGCUUUGGCUGUCGCUGGUGAGGAAGGACCUUUCAUCCUCGUCUCAGCUGGCUACGGCUCCAUCGUCUCGCGCAUCUUCUCCGCUCGUCACGUCCGCAACAUUGCCGGUAUCAUGAUGAUUGAUCCUCUUCACGAGGACCUUCUCCACCGCAUUGGUGGUGCAUACAGAGGCUUUGUUCUCUGGGGUUUCGGUAUCAUCUCACCUCUUGGUAUCCAGCGCAACUUUGGUGCCAUCUUCAACGGACGCACCCGUGAGGAUCGCGUCUACGGUCGUUCGGCUUACCAAGGUGGCAAGUUCAUCAAGGCUCAGCUCCAGGAGAACCUCAUCGCCGAGUCCUUGACCAAGAACGAGGUUGCCAGCGCUCGUACUAUUCAGACUCCCGACGUUCCACUUGUCAUCAUCAGCAGUGGUAUUAGCAACCGCCGCGACAACGAGUGGGAGCGCAAGCAACGCGACCUGACCAAGCUGACCGAGAACUUGAUCAGCUGGGAUGUCGUCAACAAGGCUCCCCACGAAGUCUGGAGAACCCUUGAGGGCAGAAAUGUUAUGGACAAGAGACUGAAGGACAUUGUCAAGCAGCACUACAGAGCCUUCUCGAUCAAUGAGGAGGAGAAGUAA
This is a messenger RNA of Aureobasidium uvarum, 1722 nucleotides long. NCBI's taxonomy places the organism in Eukaryota, Fungi, Ascomycota, Dothideomycetes, Dothideales, Saccotheciaceae. The record is from the annotation of a GenBank genome assembly.